UAUUCGCCUGCUCGCCCUUGUUUCGCCUGUGCGUGCUUUCUGGCAGUCCUUUGCGUCAUACUCGCCCCGAGCCCGCCAACCGGGAUUUCCAGGCCGUUCGCCUUCGAUCCCCUUCCAUCUUGCCAAUCACUUAUCGUCUAUCAUCGCCCUUCGUCAUGUUCUCCACUGGUCGUCGAAGAAUACUCGAUGGACUCAAUCGGAGGUACAUCUACGGCCGUCUGCCAUUGCUUCACGCCAUAAUCUUUCUCAUCGAAAUGGCAGCUGCAAUGCGACUUGCCGCUAAGUUCAACUCUUACUAUGCGGAGAAACCAGUCUUAACCACCAUGGUUACCAAUGCGAUUCUUGGUGGGAUCGCAGACACGGUCGCACAGUUGAUCACGGCUUUCAAAGCGCGUGGAGGACGCCGACCCUCUGAUGGUAACGAUCUCAUCUCGAUUGAGAUCCAUGACCUCGAUAAAGAGAAGCCGCCUGCUCUUGGAGAGCUGGGACAUGCUAGACAUUUGGCGCCGGCCUUCGACUUUGAGCGCCUGACUCGCUUCAUGUCAUACGGUUUCUUCAUGGCCCCAGUUCAGUUCCAUUGGUUCGGUUUCUUGUCCAGGACGUUCCCCCUUACCAAGAGAAACCCGUCGAUUCCCGCUCUCAAGAGAGUGUGCGUGGAUCAGCUGAUGUUCGCUCCUUUCGGUCUGGCGUGCUUCUUUUCCUUCAUGACGGUCGCCGAGGGAGGAGGAAGGAGAGCAUUGACUCGCAAGUUCCAGGACGUUUAUCUGCCAACCCUCAAGGCCAACUUUGUCCUGUGGCCCGCUGUUCAGAUCCUGAACUUCCGUGUCGUACCUAUCCAGUUCCAGAUUCCCUUUGUGUCCUCCGUCGGUAUCGCCUGGACUGCGUAUCUGUCGUUGACCAACUCUUCGGAGGACGAGUAAGGGUAGA
Molecule: messenger RNA, 927 nt
Organism: Aspergillus neoniger CBS 115656
Lineage: Eukaryota; Fungi; Ascomycota; Eurotiomycetes; Eurotiales; Aspergillaceae
Product: Mpv17/PMP22 family protein
Exons: 6
Coding region: 156-920 (254 amino acids)
Cellular component (GO): membrane; cytoplasm
Source: RefSeq, a predicted model, not a curated record